Molecule: messenger RNA, 3804 nt
Organism: Juglans regia (Persian walnut)
Lineage: Eukaryota; Viridiplantae; Streptophyta; Magnoliopsida; Fagales; Juglandaceae
Product: kinesin-like protein KIN-7K, chloroplastic
Exons: 24
Coding region: 452-3502 (1016 amino acids)
Biological process (GO): microtubule-based movement
Molecular function (GO): ATP binding; microtubule motor activity; microtubule binding
Source: RefSeq, a predicted model, not a curated record
UCUCAAAACAAAAAGCUAGAGAGAAAGAAAAUGAAAGAAAGAAAGAAAGAAAGACUAGCACAUAGCAUAGGGAGAGAAUAUAUUGGAGUAAAUGAUGAAGUCAAGAAUUAUUUUACCCUACUCUUCUUCUCUUUCUGAAAAAAGGCUAGUGUAGUAAAGUGCUUUUGCCCUUCAAUGGAGGGCAUCCCUUCCAAGGCAAGCAAGAAAAGCUAAAGGGAAAUUGGAAUUAGAUGAUUGACUCUUCUCUCUCUCUCUCUCUCUGACUGAUUAGCUCGCCCGCCCGCCCGCACUCUCGCUGUUAGAUCUGAUUCUCUCAGCUCGAAGAAGAUCUCCCUGAUUACUGACUUUCUCUGCACUACACAUUGCUGGAUUUGCUCUGCUGCUAACGCUCGUCUGCUUUAUUUAAGUCAAUGUUUAUUUUGUUCUGUUGAAAGAUUGACUGGAAGUCGUAAUGGCGUCAAAACAAAGAUCUAAAUCGAAGAAAUUGGGUUCGAGCAACUCUAAAGCUCCCAAUUCUCCCUCAUCUUCAACCACAUCGUCUUCCAAACAGUUUCUGGACACAACUAUUGAUGGUCAGAGCUCUCCUGCAUCUUCAUCGGCUCGAAGUAAGCCUAGAUACUUUUACUCAGAGAGUUUACCUUUGGAUGCGGAGAGAUCCAAAGAAAAUGUCACAGUGACAGUCCGGUUUCGUCCACUAAGUCCGAGGGAAAUCCGUCAAGGAGAGGAGAUUGCAUGGUAUGCAGAUGGUGAUACAGUCGUGCGGAACGAGCAUAACCCAUCAAUAGCUUAUGCUUACGAUAGAGUAUUUGGCCCUACAACCACAACUCGCCAUGUCUAUGAUGUUGCUGCUCAGCAUGUUGUUAGUGGCUCUAUGGAAGGCAUUAGUGGUACAAUUUUUGCAUAUGGGGUGACAAGCAGUGGGAAGACCCACACAAUGCAUGGUGAUCAGAGGUCCCCUGGAAUUAUACCACUGGCAGUGAAGGAUGCUUUUAGUAUCAUCCAAGAGACUCCAAAUCGAGAGUUUCUUCUUCGUGUGUCAUACUUGGAAAUCUAUAAUGAGGUUAUUAAUGACUUGUUGAACCCGGCAGGCCAGAAUCUAAGAAUUAGAGAGGACGCACAGGGCAUCUUUGUUGAAGGAAUAAAAGAAGAAGUUGUACUGUCCCCUGCUCAUGCGCUUUCCCUAAUAGCUGCUGGAGAAGAGCAUAGGCAUGUGGGGUCCACAAAUUUUAAUUUACUCAGCAGCAGGAGCCAUACGAUAUUUACCCUGACGGUUGAGAGCAGCCCAUGUGGUGAAAAUAGUGAAGGGGAAGCUGUAAGCCUGUCACAACUGAACCUCAUCGAUCUGGCAGGUUCUGAGAGCUCAAAAGCAGAAACUACGGGUGUAAGACGGAAAGAAGGAUCCUAUAUUAAUAAGAGCCUCCUGACACUUGGAACUGUUAUAUCCAAGUUAACAGAUUCCCGGGCUACCCAUAUACCGUACAGAGACUCUAAAUUGACCAGGCUUCUUCAGUCUUCAUUGAGUGGUCAUGGACGUGUAUCUCUCAUUUGCACUGUCACUCCUUCAUCAAGCAGUUCAGAAGAGACACAUAACACUCUCAAAUUUGCACACCGCGCCAAACACAUUGAAAUCCAAGCAGCACAAAACAAGAUUAUCGAUGAGAAAUCACUUAUAAAAAAAUACCAAAAUGAGAUUCGUUCUUUAAAGGAAGAAUUAGAACAGUUGAAGAGGGGGAUUGUUACAGUUCCUCAACUGAAAGAUACUGAGGAAGAUGAUCUUGUGGUCUUAAAACAAAAGCUAGAGGAUGGUCAAGUCAAGCUGCAAUCCCGAUUGGAACAAGAAGAAGAAGCUAAAGCUGCUUUAUUAGCCAGAAUUCAACGGUUGACUAAAUUAAUUUUGGUCUCCACAAAACCAUCGCAAUCAUCAAGAAUUCCUCAUCGUCCCAGUAAUAGAAGGAGACAUUCCUUUGGUGAAGAGGAGCUUGCAUACUUACCUCACAAAAGGCGGGACCUGGUAUUAGAUGAUGAUAACCUUGAAUUGUAUGUUUCUCUUGAGGGGAAUGCUGAAACCACUGAUGAUACAUUGAAGGAGGAGAAAAAGACCCGGAAACAUGGAUUGUUGAACUGGUUAAAGCUACGGAAACGAGAUAGUGGCUUGGGAACUUCGACAGGCACCAGUGAUAAGUCUAGUGGAAUAAAGUCUAUAAGUACACCUUCAACCCCUCAGGGUGAAAGUAGUAACCUCCAUACAGAAGCCGGACUUUCCCAUUCUCUGCUUGCAGAAAGCCCUCCAUCUAUGGAUCUUUUAUCUGAGGCUAGAGAGGACAGUGACGUUCAUGGGGAUAAUUUCCUGGGGCAAGAAACACCUCUGACUAGCAUAAAAUCAAUCGAUCAGAUUGAACUUUUAAGGGAGCAGAAAAAGAUCUUGUCUGGAGAGGUGGCACUCCAUUCAAGUUCUUUGAAGCGGUUGUCUGAGGAGGCUGCAAGAAACCCCCAGAAGGAUCAGAUUCAUGAGGAGAUCAAAAGUUUGAAAGAUGAAAUCAUUGCAAAGAAUGAACAAAUAGCUUUGGUGGAAAAACAAAUUGCUGAUUCCAUUAUUGCCUCACACAAUAGGAUGGAUAAUUUGGAGUUAUCACACUCUGUUUCUGAAAUGAUGGCACAACUGAAUGAGAAGUCCUUUGAACUCGAGGUUAAAACUGCAGAUAAUCGUGUGAUUCAAGAGCAGCUCAGCCAAAAGAUCGGUGAAUGUGAAGAAUUGCAGGACACAAUUGCCUCCUUGAAGCAGAAGCUCUCCGAUGCACUAGAGUUAAGAAAUUUGAGUCCCGUAAUCAGUCAUUCACAACAAUAUACUGAAACAAAGAACUGUCAUGGAGAGCAUGGCUCAGACAAAGGGAGUGCAGCAUUGAAUGAUAUGAGCGAAGGAUUGCUCUUACAAGCACAGGAAAAGGAGAUUGAAGAACUGAAGCAGAGAGUGGCAGAACUUGGAGAAUCAAAAGAACAGCUAGAACUUCGGAACCAGAAACUGGCAGAGGAGAGUUCAUAUGCCAAAGGGUUAGCCUCAGCAGCUGCUGUUGAGCUCAAGGCAUUAUCAGAAGAAGUUGCCAAGCUAAUGACUCAUAAUGAGCUACUAGCUGCUGAGCUGGCGGCAUCUAAGAACUCGCCUACUCAGCGUAGAAAUAGUCCUGCAGUCAGAAAUGGCCGGAGAGAGAGUCAUAUCAAGAGAAAUGAUCAAGGUGGUUCAGUCUCUGAUAUGAAGAGAGAACUGGCCGUGAGUCGGGAGAGAGAGCUUUCAUAUGAAUCCACUCUAUUAGAGAAGGAUCAUAGGGAGGCCGAGCUUCAUAGAAAGGUGGAGGAAUCCAAGCAAAGAGAAGCUUAUCUGGAAAACGAACUUGCCAACAUGUGGGUUCUUGUGGCGAAGUUGAAAAACUCCCAUGGUGCUGAAACUGAUGUCUCUGAGUCAACAAGAGUGACUCAGCGAGUUGACGGUAACGGUUUUGGGAUUUAGAAAAUGAUUCCAUGAUGAACUGGGCCAUGGAUGGGAUGAUUGGUUCAGAGUGAGAGAGAGAGAGGUGUGUGUGUUUAGAGAUUUGGUGUGCAUGGUAGGAAAUUCCUGAUUGUGUAUAUAACAAAUGACAGCUUCUUGCUUAUCGAUGUCCCCCCCCGUGUUUGUUUAUCUAAUGUGACGUUUUUCUCUUGGUGUAAAGGACAUUUUAUCCGCCCGCAUGUGUUAUAUAGAGGGAGAGUUUGACUGUUAACUGUGAUUUUAAAGAGACAUUUUACUAAUCCAAUAUUCAUUUCAUUGGGACC